Messenger RNA from Emys orbicularis (European pond turtle), 1113 nucleotides. RefSeq names its product ArfGAP with dual PH domains 2 (gene ADAP2). Gene Ontology annotation, cellular component: cytoplasm; plasma membrane; intracellular membrane-bounded organelle. The transcript has 10 exons. Gene Ontology annotation, molecular function: phosphatidylinositol-3,4,5-trisphosphate binding; GTPase activator activity; phosphatidylinositol bisphosphate binding. The record is from RefSeq and is a predicted model, not a curated record. The coding region runs from base 1 to 1113 and encodes 370 amino acids. Gene Ontology annotation, biological process: heart development; positive regulation of GTPase activity. Lineage: Eukaryota; Metazoa; Chordata; Testudines; Emydidae.
AUGGUGGAUCGGGAGUUCAACAAGACAUUGCUACUAGAGCUGCUGAGAGCAGCCGGGACAGGGAACUCCCAGUGCGCAGACUGCGGGACACGCGAUCCUGAGUGGGCCUCUUACAAGCUUGGAAUAUUCAUUUGUUUGAAUUGCUCCGGGAUUCAUCGCAACCUUCCUGAAGUCAGCAGGGUCAAAUCCAUCCGCCUUGACUUCUGGGAGAAUGAUCUAGUAGAGUUUAUGAAGACGCAUGGGAAUCUCUGGGCCAAGGCUAAAUAUGAGGCAAAAGUCCCACCUUUCUAUUACAUCCCCCAUUCCAAGGACUGCCUGGUUUUAAAAGAACAAUGGAUCAGAGCUAAAUACGAGCGGGAAGCGUUUGUUGCCACCAGUGUCUGCCAUGAAACAGGUUCCUCAGCGUCUGCAGGCAGCCGUGAAGGAUUUCUGUGGAAGCGCGGGCGGGACAGCAGGCAGUUCCUGAAGAGGCAGUUCCUCUUGUCGGCAAGGGAAGGUGUGCUGAAGUACUACACCAAAGAGUCUAAAGGGCCGAAAGCUGUGAUCAGCGUAAAGGAUCUGAACGCAAUGUUCCAGAUGGAGAAAAUCAGAAACCCUCAUGGGCUGCAGAUCACCUACAGCAAAGAAGGUCAGACAAGGAACCUCUUUGUCUAUCAUGAAAGUGGAAAGGAAAUUGUUGACUGGUUCAAUGCCAUUCGGGCAGCGCGUUUCCAUUACCUUAGAACCGCCUUCCCCACCGCUCCUGAGGCCGAGCUCAUACCCAGGAUUACAAGGAAUUAUUUCAAAGAAGGCUAUAUGGAGAAAACAGGGCCAAAGCACAAGGAGGCCUUUAAGAAGCGCUGGUUCAGCCUGGACUCCCAGGAGAGGAACCUGCUCUACUUUAAAGACCCGUUGGAUGCCUUUGAACUGGGCCGAGUUUUUAUUGGAAGCAAAGAGCAGGGAUAUGAGGUCCAGGCUGGCUUGCCCAGAGAAGUCAGGGGGAAGAGGUGGAAAGCUGGGCUCACCAUAGUCACGCCACAUAGGAAGUUUGUGUUUGUGUGUGAAAAUGACAGGGAGCAGAAGGAGUGGAUAGCGGCUUUGAAUGAAGUCCUCUCCCAGCCUGUGACAGCCUAG